Messenger RNA from Felis catus (domestic cat), 4403 nucleotides. It is a transcript of the gene FCRL5, whose product is annotated as Fc receptor like 5. Gene Ontology annotation, biological process: cell surface receptor signaling pathway. NCBI's taxonomy places the organism in Eukaryota, Metazoa, Chordata, Mammalia, Carnivora, Felidae. The transcript has 17 exons. Gene Ontology annotation, molecular function: transmembrane signaling receptor activity. The record is from RefSeq and is a predicted model, not a curated record. The coding region runs from base 77 to 3433 and encodes 1118 amino acids.
GUUAAAGAAGGGUAGUGCCACUUCCUUCUUUCUAAUUCACUAGCACGACCUGCUCUUCGAAAAAGAACUUUCUCAGAUGAGCUCCUCGGGGCUGCUGUGGAGCUGUGCUUCUCAAGAACCAAAACCAGCCCUGUUACUCCUGAGAAAAGCCCUCGUCUGGCCUCAUCCCGGGGCAGGCCAGGCCUUCAUGCUUCUGUGGGUGUCAGUGCUGGUCCUGGCUCCUGUCAGUGGAAAAUCUGAAGCCGCGGCCAAACCCGUGAUUUCCCUCCAUCCUCCAUGGACCGUCGUCUUCACAGGAGAGACAGUGACCCUGACUUGUCACGUAUUGCACUUCCACGCUCCAGAGAAAAUAAAACGGUUCCUUUGGUACCUCGAGGGUAGAAUACUACGCGAAACCCCAGGCAACACCCUGGAGGUCCGUGACUCCGGACAGUACAGAUGCCAGACCCAGGACUCGCUCCCAAGUGACCACGUGAGCUUGACCUUUUCUUCAGCGAACCUGAUCCUGCAGGCUCCCCCCUUCGUGUUUGAAGGCGACUCUGUGGUUCUGAGAUGCCGAGCAAACGCAGAAAUCACUCUGGAUACCACGACACUGCACAGGCGGGGCGAGGUCCUGAGCGUCUCUGAUGAGAGUUCCGACUUCCGCAUCGAGCAAGCAAGUCUCAAAGAUAACGGAGACUAUCGCUGUUCCGGAUUUAAGAAUGGCUGCUGUUCCUACUCUUCCAACACGAUCAACAUCGAAGUCCAAGAGCUGUUUCCACGUCCCGUGCUGACAGCCAGCCUCUCACCGACCGUCUCUGGGAAGUCAGUGACCCUGACCUGCAAGACCCAGCUCCCUCCGCUGAGGUCGGACGUCAAACUCUGGUUCCGCUUCUUCAAAGACGACCACAUGCUGCAGUCGGGCUCGGAAAGCUUUCUGAAAAUCCCGACCCUCACCACGAGGAGCAGAGACCCGCCGUAUUACUGGUGCGAGGCCCAGAGAGGGUCUUCCGGCGUCUGCAAACAGAGCCAGAAAUCCCAGCUACGCGUGCAGAUUCCUGUGUCUCGUCCUGUCCUCACCCUCAGCCCCCAUGGGGCCUCGGUUCCUGAAGGACAUACAGUGACGCUUACCUGUAAAGCCGAGAGUGGCUCCUUCCCAAUCUUGUACCAGUUCCUUCGCGAAGAAGUCGUCAUCCAGAAAAUGGAGCCCACUCGGGGCAUAAAGUCCGUCAUGUCUCUGAGGGCAGAGCAUUCUGGAAACUACUACUGCACCGCGGACAACGGCCUGGGUGCCCAACGCAGCCUGCCCGUGUACCUCACUGUGACCGUCCCUGUGUCUCGUCCUGUCCUCACCCUCAGCCCCCGUGGGGCCUUGGUUCCUGAAGGACAUACAGUGACACUUUCCUGUAAAGCCGAGAGAGGUUCGCCUCGCAUCCUGUACAAGUUUUAUCACGAGAAUAUCAGCCUGGGGAGCAGGUCGGUCCUGUCUGCAGGAGGAGUGUCCCUCCGUGUCACCGUGACGGUGCAGGACUCUGGGAACUACUUCUGUACUGCUGACAAUGGCUUCGGGCCCCAGCGCAGUGAGGCCAAGAGCCUCUCUGUCAAAGUCCCAGUGUCCCGCCCCAUCCUUACCAUCUGGAGGCCCAGAUCCCAGGUCGUGGAGGGGGACGUGGUGGAGCUUUACUGUAGGGCCUGGAAGGGCUCUCCCCCCAUCCUGUACCGGUUUUAUCACGAGGACAACGCCCUGGGGAGCAGCAGGGUCUACAGCAGAGGAGGAGCGUCCUUCAAACUCCCCCUGUCCGCAGAACAUUCUGGAAAAUAUGCCUGUGAGGCCGACAAUGGCCUGGGGGCCUGGCGCAGUGAGACAGUGUCACUCGACGUCAAAGUCCCAGCGUCCCGCCCCGUCCUCACCGUCAGGACGCCCAGGGCCCAGGCCGUGGAGGGGGACGUGGUGGAGCUUCACUGCGAGGCCCAGAGGGGCUCUUCCCCCAUCCUGUACCGGUUUUAUCGUGAAGACAACGCCCUGGGGAGCAGCAAGGUCCACAGCAGAGGAGGAGCGUCCUUCAAACUCCCCCUGUCCGCAGAACAUUCUGGAAAAUAUGCCUGUGAGGCCGACAAUGGCCUGGGGGCCUGGCGCAGUGAGACGGUGUCACUCGACGUCAAAGUCCCAGCGUCCCGCCCCGUCCUCACCGUCAGGAUGCCCAGGGCCCAGGCCGUGGAGGGGGACGUGGUGGAGCUUCGCUGCGAGGCCCAGAGGGGCUCUCCCCCCAUCCUGUACCGGUUUUAUCGCGAGGACAACGCCCUGGGGAGCAGCAGGGUCCACAGCAGAGGAGGAGCAUCCUUCAAACUCCCCCUGUCCGCAGAACAUUCUGGAAAAUAUGCCUGUGAGGCUGACAAUGGCCUGGGGGCCCGGCGCAGUGAGAUGGUGUCACUCAACGUCACAGUCCCAGCGUCCCGCCCCGUCCUCACCGUCAGGACGCCCAGGGCCCAGGCCGUGGAGGGGGACGUGGUGGAGCUUCACUGUGAGGCCCAGAGGGGCUCUCCCCCCAUCCUGUACCGGUUUUAUCGCGAGGACGUCCCCUUGGAGAGCAGCUCGGCCCCCUCUGGGGGAGGAACGUCUUUCUACCUGUCUCUGACUACAGAACAUUCUGGAAACUACUCCUGCGAGGCUGACAAUGGCCUGGGAGCUCAGCGCAGUGAGGUGGUGCCACUCAGUGUCAUCGUCCCAGCGUCGCACCCCACCCUCACCCUCAGGGCGCCCGGGGCCCAGGCCAAGGUGGGAGACAUGGUGGAGCUUCGCUGCGAGGCCCAGAGGGGCUCUCCCCCCAUCUGGUACCGGUUUUAUCACGAGGACGUCCCCCUGGGGAACAGCUCGGCCCCCUCUGGAGGAGGAGCGUCCCUCAACCUCUCUCUGACCGCAGAACAUUCUGGAAACUACUCUUGCGAGGCCGACAACGGCCUGGGGGCCCGGCGCAGCGAGGCGGUGCCGCUCAGCAUGUCAGGGCUGACCGGGAGCAGAAGUGGCCCCAUUGCUACGGGUGUCACCGGGGGGCUGUUCAGCACCCUGGGCUUUGGGGUCGUGGCCCUGCUGUUGUAUUGCCGGCUCCCAAGGAAAGCAGGAGGAAGGCCGACCUCUGACCCCUCCAGGAGCCCUGCAGACUCCGACAUCCGAGAGCCCGUCUACCACAAUGCACCAGCCUGGCUGGAACUGCAGCCCGUAUACAGCAAUGUAAAUCCUAAAGGAGGAGAAGUUGUGUACUCGGAAGUCCGGAGGAUUCCGCAGGGGAGCAAACCUGCAGCGAACUCGGACUCCGUGUUAGGGCUCCUCCGGACCCACCUGCCCUCCCACGGCCAGGCCGCCAGCCACCGGCCUUCCGACCCCCCGGGCUCGUCUGUCAUCUACUCCCAGGUGAAGGUGGCAUGCCCCUCGGCCUACGUGGCUCCUCAAAGCUGAGUCCACACACACGCCCUGCAUCCCAAGCCAUCCUGGGGGCAAGGACAUCGGCAUGGGGUGACUUGAACGGGUCCAGGCCCCGUCCCCUGGCCUCUGCCCUCGGUGUGACCGGAGCACGGGACUACGGGACGCUGCCGUUUCCCAAGUGACAGCCCGUGCGCCUCGCGGUCUCUCUGUCUGGUGACGCGUUGCUCCCCCCGGGGCCAUCCCGUCCCCUGGCUUCCUUAGCGGGCUUCAGCCACAGUCCCUGUUCUGGGUCCCACUCCCAUGCACACGCCAGCCACUCCUAGUGGAGCCUGCUCCUGGACUUCGAGGAGGCCACCUGCCCCCUUCCUGUGGACACCCGUCACCUGUAGAGACCUCCACCAUAGACACCUGCUCCCCCUGGACACCCGCCCCCCCCCCGGACACCUGCUCCCCUGCAGUUCCUUUCUUCAGUGCUCUUCCGUCUGGUGGGGCUACCGUGGGACUCUACCAAGUGGGGACGGGCGCAGCUGGCUGUGGACCUCCACACCAUGGGGCUGCAUUUCAUGCCCCCCAUCUGCCUGGGACGUUAAGGCCAGCCCCCGACAGCAGGAGAGCUUCUCCCCUGCAUGCGGCCCACACCCCUGCCAGUGGGCUCACAUCCCCUUCCCGUGAGCCCUCCGGUGUGGGUGCAGGAACGCGUCUCACCUGCACAGAGCCCCUGUCGGGAGGCUCGCCCUGAUCCCCGUGAGGAGCCUGCACAUUCCGACAGAGGCACCUCAGAGCAUCGGGGGGACGGAGGAGGCCCGGCAGGUGGGAACCUCGACCGGGUUCUGGGUCAAGAAAAAGCCACAGGAGAAACUUCGGAGGCAGUUAGGGAAAACUGAAUAUGAACUAUAUAUUACUGAUACUAUUGAAUCAAUAACCUGGCAUUACUUUAAGAAUAUUUGAAAAUAUCUGAAAUCCCUUGAGGUGAUUCAGUAAACAUUUUUUCAUGUGCAUGUUA